Myripristis murdjan (pinecone soldierfish) is the source of this 1031-nucleotide messenger RNA. RefSeq names its product protein lifeguard 1. Gene Ontology annotation, biological process: negative regulation of apoptotic signaling pathway. The record is from RefSeq and is a predicted model, not a curated record. Gene Ontology annotation, cellular component: membrane; Golgi apparatus; endoplasmic reticulum. NCBI's taxonomy places the organism in Eukaryota, Metazoa, Chordata, Actinopteri, Holocentriformes, Holocentridae. The coding region runs from base 70 to 1002 and encodes 310 amino acids. The transcript is spliced from 6 exons.
GCUGCAGAGCUGCACGUUUCUCGCUGCUUUCUGGCUCAACUGCACACCAGCAACAAAGACUCCUCCACAAUGGCGGAUACAGAGAACCCUCCGGCAUCUGAGGAGAAGGACAUCAACCUCGGCUCCAGCCCGUCAGAGAACCCUCCGGCAUCUGAGGAGAAGGACAUCGACCUUGGCUCCGGCCCGUCCUCACCGACGUCACCGCAGCCGGCCGAGGACCAAGAGCCCCCGCCAUACUCUGAGGCCCCGGUCAUGUACCCUGCAGACAAAACCGGGGUCAUCUGCACCCAAAUCAGCACGGGACCUCAGAGCUGCAGCGAAGCCAACCCGGACGUCCCAGAGGACCCGUCUCCUUUUGAGGACAAGAUGGUGCGAAGGGCGUUUAUCAGAAAGGUGUUCUGCAUCGUCACGCUCAUGUUGCUCUUCACCUUCACCGUGGUGUGUGUGUUCACCUUCUCCCAAGUGGUCAGAAAGGCGGUGCAGCGCAACAUCUGGGUCUACGUCAGCUCCGUCAUCGUCUUCCUGGUGGUGUUCCUCAGCCUCAGCCUCUGCAAGACCUUAAGCCGGCGGCACCCCUGGAACAUUGUGGCGCUGGCCGUGGUCAACAUCAGCAUGUCCUACAUGGUGGGGACCAUUGCCUCCUACCAUGACACUGCCGCCGUUGUCUUCACCAUGGGAGCGACGCUGGCCAUCUCCCUGGCCAUCAUCAGCUUCUCAAUCCAGAAUCGUUAUGAUUUCACCAUUUGCUCCGGCCUCCUGGUGGUUCUGGUUGUCGACCUGCUCAUGUUUGCCAUCUUCUCCUCCUUCUACUACUACCGCAUGUUGGAUAUCGUCUAUGGAUGUCUGGGAGCGCUGCUCUUUGCACUGUUCCUGAUGAUAGACGUUCAGCUCCUGACGGGCAGCAUGAGCUACCGUACAAGCCCAGAGGACUAUGUGAGCGCCGCCCUCACCAUCUACCUGGACAUUGUCUUCAUCUUCCUCUACCUGUUGGGGAGGAGGUGAACACAAACACACAGCACAUACACGCACAC